This is a messenger RNA of Scheffersomyces coipomensis, 2592 nucleotides long. It is a transcript of the gene ZCF31, whose product is annotated as Zcf31p. The transcript has a single exon. Bases 1 to 2592 code for a protein of 863 amino acids. Gene Ontology annotation, biological process: regulation of DNA-templated transcription. The record is from RefSeq and is a predicted model, not a curated record. Lineage: Eukaryota; Fungi; Ascomycota; Pichiomycetes; Serinales; Debaryomycetaceae. Gene Ontology annotation, cellular component: nucleus. Gene Ontology annotation, molecular function: zinc ion binding; transcription cis-regulatory region binding; DNA-binding transcription factor activity, RNA polymerase II-specific.
AUGCCACCUCUACGAUCGAUACUUAAUGAUGAAUCUGAUAACAAACGUACGGAAACUUCAAAUACAAAUGAUGAUAAUAACAGUAGCAACCAAAUACCGACUGCAAUCGCAACAUCUUCCUCGUCCUCCUUGUCAUCCACGAUAUCAGCGCCAUUGUUAAUUCCCCCUAGUGCUACCACGACGUCAGCAUCAAGUUCUUCAGAUGCAACUUCUUCAACUACAGCUCCAUUACUAUCAGUAGCUGGAAAAAAACCAGUGGCUCGUCGAGCAUGUUUAUCUUGUCGUGAAAAAAAGGUAAAAUGUGAUGGAGAACCUAUCACUAGCAUUAUAUCUAUCGAUGGUUCUAAUAAAAUCAUCCCUCAAAUGACAAGAACUUGUUCAAAUUGUAAAUUUUUAGGUAUAAAGUGUGUAUUUGUUCAAAGUAAUAGAGGUGGAAGAAGGAAAAAAAGACUAUCAACCGAUGAAUCUGCCAAUCCAAUUGGUAUAAGUAGUGAUCAUGAAAAGAGAAUUAAAAUUGAAGAAGCAGACCAACCAUCCCAAAAUCAACUUCUCCUCCCAAAUCCUGCCCCUUCUACAUCACAACUUGUUCAACAACAUGCAAACCCUCCUAAUUUUUCUCAUACCCCCAAUCAACCAUAUUGGCAGCAAUCCUCGACACAAAAGCCCCUACAUUUACAACAACAACCAUUAACAAUACUACCUCAACCAAUUCCUUCACUGAAUUUAUCACUUCCUUCUCAUCAUGGUUUCAAUCUACAAUCUGCAUCUGGGUUAUCCCUUCCAGGACCGCCGGCACCUCCAGCCCCACCUCCACCUCCUCAGCAUCUUUAUUUUAAUAGUCAACAAACAUAUUAUCAAUGGUGGAACACCAAUACGAGUCCUCGACCAGCCCAUCAACAACAGCAUAUUAAAUCACUUUUACCAUCAAUUGCAGUUGCCAAUAUAAAAUCUUCUACAGUUAAAUCUUCAAUCCUGAGAUCGGCAAUGUCUUCUGCAAAUUCUUCUACUUCAACGAGUCUUUCGUCUCCUAAAUUCGAAAAAUUAGAUGUUCUUGAGAUUACCUCCUAUCCUUUACCAACUUCUUCAAUAAUAUUUGUACCAGAACAACCAAGAAAUUCUCCAAAUUAUUUUAAUCCCAUUUAUUUAAUAACAAAAUAUUAUCCAGAAGAUGGAGCACCUGAACCAGUAGUACCCCCAACUUAUACAGGAAGCUAUUUUAAUGAUCCUAAUGAAAAAUCAGAUGCUUGGUGGACUGCUGAGUAUCUUUCAUCGAUUAGUUUACCCCCUUGGAGAGUUUUGUAUCAUAUUAUGGUAAUUUACUUUGAUUAUUUCCAUCCUUUUCAAAAUGUUUUACCUUCUACCCCUCAAGCUUUUCUUAAUAGUAUCAAUCCACGAGCUCAAACUUCAAUUCUUUUCACAAUCAUUUUAAUUACUUUACCUAUUACAAAAUCUUUAAAUUUGGGUAUUUGCUUAGAAGAAGAAGUUUGGCUUGAAAAAAUCAGAUUACAUUGGAGAAGAAUGAAUAGUUUUACAAGUUAUGUAUGUUUGAAUUUAUUACUGCAUGUUCCAACAUUAAGAUAUCAUUGGUUUAAGUUUAAUUAUUUAAAAGAAGAUUUGCAAUCUAUGUUUGAAGCUGCUGCUGCAGCCACUCAUUAUAAUGAUAUCGAUGUUCAGGAAUUAGUUAAUCAAAACAGAUGGAUUGGACUUGUUAACAAUCAUCUUGGGGAUAUAUUUCUUCACAAACUUUCAUAUGCUGAUCCAGAGAAGUUAAUUUCAAAAGAACCUAAGACUUUGGAUUAUACUGGCUUAGAAGUUUAUUACGAUUUUGCUCAUACAGACAGAUUAAAAUUUAAACCUAUGUAUAAAUCAAUCAAUUUUUUGAAAAAGACGAUUAAUUUAAACUACCAUUUAUUAUUGGUUAAUAUUACUUAUGAAUCAAGCAAAAUUCUAGAUUCAUAUAAUAAAUUGAAUGCAUUACAGAUUUUCAAAUAUCAAUUAUUAGAAUUUAAUCAAUUAACUUCAAGUUCAGAGUACAUUCCAUUAAUAAAAUACAUUCAAUCAGAUAAAUCCACUCUUUCAGAAUUACAAACUGUAUUAACUCAAUUAAGUGAAGAGAGUUGGAAAUCAUUAAUAAUUCUAAUUCAUGAUUUGAUUAAUUUUGCUAAAUUAAUUCAAAUUCAAGAAAAGGAUAAUUUUGAAAUCUUUUUAAAUAACGAUAAAACAAGUCAUAAGAUUCAAGAUGUUUGGAUUAAAUUCCCCACUCUUGCAUUAAUUACAAGUUUUACCUUCAUGCCAUUAAUGUUUGAUAUUUUAAUUAUACUUAAAUUAACUAACCUUGAAAGGCUUUCCACAGAUCCUUCAAUUCUUCGAAUUAAUAUUGACGAUGUAAACAUAGACAUCGAAUUAGAUUCAGAUGUGAUUCAUGAUGUUUGUGGCUAUGAUUUUGAUCAAUUUAAAUAUCAUUUACUCAGUCAAUCAUUAUUAAAAUUCAUUCAAAUUAAAUCAAGUUAUACAUUAUCAGAACCAAUUCAAAAAUUGAAUUUGAAUAUAUUAAAUCAAUUAAUUCUUAAUUUUAACGACUUUAUUUCAUGA